This is a messenger RNA of Penicillium daleae, 459 nucleotides long. Its product is annotated as RNA-binding protein. The coding region runs from base 1 to 459 and encodes 152 amino acids. The transcript is spliced from 2 exons. The record is from RefSeq and is a predicted model, not a curated record. Gene Ontology annotation, molecular function: RNA binding. Lineage: Eukaryota; Fungi; Ascomycota; Eurotiomycetes; Eurotiales; Aspergillaceae.
AUGAGCGAAAGUACUAGGCUCAAGAGCACGGUCUACGUGGGCGGUCUCGAUCAGGCCGUGACAGCGCAGACUUUGGCGGAAGCAUUUGUGCCCUUUGGAGAAGUUGUCGACAUCACUUUGCCCAAGGCAGACGCGCCCAACUCCGGCGACUCGCACCGCGGCUUUGGAUAUGUCGAAUUCGAUCUUCCCCAGGACGCCAAAGAAGCCAUCGACAACAUGGAUGGCAGCGAGAUCUAUGGACGCACAAUCAAGGUUGCAGCCGCAAAGCCUCAAAAGGAUGCCAACGAGGGACUGGGCAGCAAGACCGCCAUCUGGGAGCAGGAGGGCUAUUUGGCCAAGUACGCUGUCGAUGAGGAGGACAGGCAAGCAGCCGAAGAGGCUCGACAGGCUAGCAACCGGCCCCAAGACCCGAUGCAAGGCCUGGAGCAGCUGGACGUUGCAGGGCCUAAGCCCGAAUGA